AUGGACGUUUCAAGUCCCAGGACUGAAGCUGCAUCAAUGGAGCCCACUUCCAAACUCAUUUGCUGUAGAUCCAUAAAGCGUUGCAUCCCUUUGCUAUAUAGAGAGGAGCUUUACCACAUCCUGUGCAUGACUGGACCAUUGGUCACGUCACGCAUUCUGACUUUUCUUCUGCCAUUUGUAAUAACAAUGUUUUGUGGUCGUCUGGGAAAUACUGUGCUGGCUGGUUAUGGGAUGGCUUCAGCUACAAUAAACAUCACAACAGCGGCUACAGAAGGAGGCCUGGCAUUAGCAGCUGAUACUCUAAUAUCUCAGACCUUUGGUGGGAAGAACAUGUUGCGUGUUGGUGUCAUCCUUCAGAGAAGCGUCUUGAUUCUCCUGCUUUUCUGUCUGCCCUGUUGGGCUUUACUCAUCAACACCCGUCCCAUUCUUCUUCUGCUGGGUCAGGACCCAGAGGUGGCCAGGAUAGCUCAACUCUAUGUGAUUUUUUACCUGCCAGCUGUUCCUGCUAUGUUUUUACAUCUGCUGCAAGUCGCCUAUCUGCAAAAUCAGGGUGUGAUCUUGCCUCAGAUGUAUGCAGCCAUUGUGGCCAAUAUUGCCAAUGUUGGGACAAACUACAUCCUUCUUAACUGGUUGGACCUUGGAUUAUAUGGCUCUGCUGCUGCUAACAGCCUCUCCCAGAUCUAUAUUUGUGGUCUUCUUUAUGUUUAUAUUCACUGGAAGAAGUUGCACAUUGACACGUGGGGAGGUUGGUCAUGUGAAUCACUUCAGGAGUGGGAUGGAUAUAUGAAACUGGCCAUCCCCAGUACAAUGAUGCUCUGCUUUGAGUGGUGGAUAUAUGAGAUUGGGGGUUUCAUAGCAGGAAUGCUGAGCGAGUUGGAUCUGGCAGCUCAACAUACAGUUAUUAUGCUGGCUUAUAUAACCUACAUGUUUUCGCUGGGGAUUCAAGGCGCUGCAUGUGUUCGUGUAGGUAACGCGCUUGGAGCUGGAGAUACUGCUGGUGCAAUCCGAAGCUGCAAGGUGUCACUCACCUGCAUAGCGGUCUUGGCUGUUUUGCAAGGUCUUGUGUUAGUAGGGACAAAAUCAGUGAUUGGUUUCUUAUUUACGUCAGACAGACAUAUUGUGGCGCUUGUUUCCAAGGUCUUAAAUGUCUACUGUGUACUUCAGUUUUUUGAUGCCCUUGGUGGUGUCUGUAUGGGUAUACUCCUGGGGUCUGGUCAGCAGAAGAUUGCUGCUGCUGCUAACUUCUUUGGGUAUUACUGCAUUGGACUUCCACUCGGCAUUGCUCUCGUGUUUGCUGCAAAAUUAGACGUUGUUGGCUUUUGGCUGGGGCUGCUCAUCUGUGAAUGUUUACAGUCCAGCUUUUUCAUUGCAGUUAUUUUUAAACUUAACUGGGAGAAACUGACCGAAGAGGCAGUGGAACGAGCCGGAAAGAGUAAAGUCUCUGACACGACAACUCCAGAUGUGCCAAACAACCUUGAAUUUGCUGCUAGGACUAUAGCGAGGCAAAGUGAGAAUGGGGAUGAGAACAUAGGAGGAAAAGUGGUUGAGGAAAAGGAGGAACGUACAGCGAGGCUCUCAACCUCUCAGAUCAUCAUCAGGAGGGGUCUGACUACAUUGGCUGCUGUUCUUAUUCUAGCUGUUGGUGUGGCUGUUCAUCUCAAUGUGCCUUUACCUGAAGUGUUAUGUAAGGCAAAUAUUACUUUGGACUCAAACCUUACCACAACUUGCCCUUUUAUAAUCAAUUCAACAUCAGUCUCAAUUUCAUAACAGAACGAUUAUUUUAGCUUUAGUGUUGCUUGUAAUAGAUCUGAUCUCUUUAGUAUUCCAUCUGUUUCUGCAAUGAGGACUCCUGAUUCUCAUAUGAGGAAAAUACCUCACAUAAGAGAUUGCUACAACAUGUUAAACUGUUCAAAUUGCACCUGCAAUGCUUACUAAUGAUGUUUUUGUCCGGUUUGCCUGAGCUUGUCAGGGAAUCAAAGGCAAAUAUUUAAUUUAAUCUUUCUCUCUCAAAAUUUAUGAGAUAGAAAGUCAUUUUAUUGAUCAUUUUUGGUGUUUGGGGUGAGGAUUGGGGUUGAUCCACUUAUGUAGUAUUUGUUUUUUGUUUUUUUGAUGUGCAUAAAUAAGUGACAGGUAUCAUAAGAUUUUCUUCUUCCUGUUUCUUUUCUUUCUUCCGUUCAUACAUGCUAUUAAUGAAUGAAAUUAAUAAAAAUAUUAA
Paramisgurnus dabryanus is the source of this 2215-nucleotide messenger RNA. Its product is annotated as multidrug and toxin extrusion protein 1-like. The record is from RefSeq and is a predicted model, not a curated record. Gene Ontology annotation, biological process: xenobiotic detoxification by transmembrane export across the plasma membrane. Gene Ontology annotation, molecular function: antiporter activity; xenobiotic transmembrane transporter activity. Gene Ontology annotation, cellular component: membrane. NCBI's taxonomy places the organism in Eukaryota, Metazoa, Chordata, Actinopteri, Cypriniformes, Cobitidae.